AUGGCAACCACCAGUAAAUGUCCGGAGAUCGGGGUCAAGAAAAGCCGCCAGUCACAUAACAACAAAGUUCCGCCAGAUGCACCUAGGAGAAACUUGAGUUCUUUCGUUAUAUUCGCCAAUACCCGACGGAAAGAACUGAAGGCCCUCUACCCAGACCGGCCCUACCCUGCAAUUCAGUCAGAUAUAUCUGUAGAGUGGGAGAAAAUGAACGACGAAGGCAAAGAGCAUUGGAAGAAACUCAUGGCACUUGAUAAAGAGAGAUAUAAGAGAGAAAUGGAGCUGUAUCGCAAAUAUGGUUCGAACUGGGUUUGGGUUGUUGGACACCAGAAAAGGAAAGAGUUAGGGCUUACUGUCGAAGAUUGUACGAAAUUUGAAUUCCUACCUUCAACCAAGGAACAAGGUAGAAAUUCAAGGUUGCCGCAAAGUCGAACCGAUCCCGAAGAUGGGCGCUUCACAGAAAAGAAACGACAUCACAACGAUCAGGUUCAGGAUGUUCGACAAAAUGACAAUCAUGCGAACAUAGUCGGAAUUGCCAGUUCGCUCUCGAUGUCAGCGCAGCCUAUCAUUUCUUCAAGCCAGAAUGCAGGAGACUACAAUCUGAAUACGGAGUUUUAUGGAAUUUCUGCUUCAAGUCCGCCUGGAGGUCGGGAUAUCUCGGAUAAUGGCUCUCAAAGCAUGGGUGACUUGGCCAUUUUGGGACUCGUAGACGUUUUCUCGCCGACAGUAUUCGACGGAUUUGGUUUGGACAUGCCAUGGAGCGAAACAUGCGAGUGGUACGACCAGUAG
This is a messenger RNA of Orbilia oligospora ATCC 24927, 786 nucleotides long. RefSeq lists its product as uncharacterized. The transcript has a single exon. Gene Ontology annotation, cellular component: nucleus. The record is from RefSeq and is a predicted model, not a curated record. Lineage: Eukaryota; Fungi; Ascomycota; Orbiliomycetes; Orbiliales; Orbiliaceae. The coding region runs from base 1 to 786 and encodes 261 amino acids. Gene Ontology annotation, biological process: regulation of gene expression.